Messenger RNA from Daucus carota subsp. sativus, 1107 nucleotides. Its product is annotated as protein LIGHT-DEPENDENT SHORT HYPOCOTYLS 10. The record is from RefSeq and is a predicted model, not a curated record. Gene Ontology annotation, biological process: response to light stimulus; mRNA transcription. NCBI's taxonomy places the organism in Eukaryota, Viridiplantae, Streptophyta, Magnoliopsida, Apiales, Apiaceae. Gene Ontology annotation, cellular component: nucleus. The transcript is spliced from 2 exons. Bases 74 to 775 code for a protein of 233 amino acids.
AAAAUUGAAAACAUAAGAGUAGUGAUGAAAAUUAAAGAGAGUGAGGAACAAAAGCACUUACAAGAUAGGGUCCAUGAGUGAAAUGUCUCAAGUAGACUCAAGAUGUGAUAUUCAUCUUUCUCCAUGCACUGCACCAACACUUGUUUCUUUUCCUUCACCCUUCUUCACCGCCCCCUUGCUCUUCUGCCCUAUUUCUCAAACCCAAAUUAAUUCUCGAAAAAAACCUAAUAUGUCAGCUCAUGAAAUUAAACCUAAGGAUUUCGCGGAAGGAUCCUCGACGCGAUCAGAACACAAUCAGCAACUAGUACCAGCUCCAGCUCCUUUGAGUAGGUAUGAGUCACAAAAACGUCGAGAUUGGAACACUUUUGGGCAGUACUUGAAAAAUCAAAGGCCGCCGGUCUCACUAUCACAGUGUACUUGCAACCAUGUACUUGAGUUCCUUAGAUACCUAGAUCAGUUUGGAAAGACAAAGGUUCAUUUACUGGGGUGUAUUUUCUACGGACAGCCAGACCCUCCGGCUCCUUGUACUUGUCCUCUUAGGCAAGCUUGGGGGAGCCUUGACGCGCUCAUCGGACGCCUGAGAGCUGCCUAUGAAGAGAAUGGCGGAUCACAAGACAAAAAUCCGUUUGGAAAUGGAUCUAUUCGCGUUUAUUUACGUGAAGUCAAGGAUUGUCAGGCUAAAGCUAGAGGAAUUCCAUACAAGAAGAAGAAGAAGAGGAAGCUUCCGAGCAAGGCAAAUGAACAAGAAGUUAAGUUCUCCAAACAAUCGGCUUAAAGUUACAUCCCUAAUUCAGCUUCGUUUCUCCCCAACAAUCAUGGAGUCGCAUUUGAUCUGCAGCUAGCUCUGGGUAAGACGGACGCCAAGUGUCAAAGUAAGAAAAAAUUACAGAUUCGCAAAUGUGCUUUCAUUCUUCACUCCCUCGCAGUCGCAGAUGAAACAGAUUCAAGUAUUUAUAGUGUAGCUAGCUGCUUUUCAAAACCAAAUAUGUAUAACAUUGAUGCUAGUCGAUCCGUCCUAAAUGUAGGUCUGUCAUUUUAAUCAUCUGCAUGUAGAACUAUAUGAUACUGUAAACUAAAUAUUCUAGUUCAAUUUUAGUAUUUAAGUAA